AUGAAGCCAGCUAACGGGAGGGUCCAGUCCGGAGCGGGUGACAGGGCAAGCCCGGCGCCAGAAGCCCGAGCAGCGCCGUACACAGGACCAGAGAUCCGGCCGAUCACAGCAGCGCCGGCACUCGGUCGCGGCGCCUCUCGGAGAGAGCAAGAAGAGGCGUCGGGAGGCGCCUCCGAGGCGAGGCGGGGAAGACCGCCAGGACUAGGGAAAUGGAGGAUCAGCGCAGGCCGAGUCGCGCCGCGGGAUAUCCAGCCUCAGCCGACACCGAGUGCGGCGGCAACGGCUGCCGCCUACACCGAGGGCGGCGGGCACUGGCUGCCGCUGGGCGGGCCCAGCGCCGUCUCGGCCUCAGGAAAGGCCAGCGCGCACCGAGAGAAAUCCGGUCUCUGCCGACGGCGGAGACCGCCGGGCCUCGCCGCCGCAGACGAGAAGUUCGGACGCUCCACGGGACAUUCGGCCCCAGCCGACAUGGAGGGCCGCCGGUCCUUCACUGCCGUCGAACGGGAUAGGUUUGGCUACAGCCUCGGCCGGAAGCAAGGGGGCUCCGCAGGAUACCUGGCCCCAGCCGACAUGGAGGGCCGCCGGGCCUUCGCCGCCGUCGAGCGGGACUAG
Messenger RNA from Hirsutella rhossiliensis, 612 nucleotides. RefSeq lists its product as uncharacterized. The transcript has a single exon. The record is from RefSeq and is a predicted model, not a curated record. Bases 1 to 612 code for a protein of 203 amino acids. Lineage: Eukaryota; Fungi; Ascomycota; Sordariomycetes; Hypocreales; Ophiocordycipitaceae.